UUAAAAGAGGGGUUUGGAGACGAGAUCAGAAGGCUACGGAAAUACAAAGACCGAGAAGAGGAAAUCCUGUGCUGCUCAGGAGUUCAUAUCUGUGAACCUCUGGCAUAAUAUCAGAAUCAUAAAUCUAAAACAAUGGAAAACCUUCAUCCCCGUUCCACAUCACAUAUAGAGGAGAAGCUACAUAAGUGUAUGGACUGUGGGAAAUGUUUCAUGUGGAGAAGUUCUCUUACUACACAUCAACAAACUCACACAGGAGAGAAGCCAUACACAUGCAUGGAAUGUGGAAAGAGCUUCACUCGGAGUGGAGACCUUCGUUCCCAUCAAAGGACCCACACAGGGGAGAAGCCGUAUCAAUGCACGGAAUGUGGAAAGAGCUUCAGUCGGAGUAACUAUCUGCAUUUCCAUCAAAGGACCCACACAGGGGAGAAGCCAUAUACAUGCAUGGAAUGUGGAAAGAGCUUCAGUCGGAUCGGAAAUCUGCAUUCCCAUCAAAGAACCCACACAGGGGAGAAGCCAUAUACAUGCAUGGAAUGUGGAGAGAAUUUCAGUCGGAGUGACACUCUGCGUUCCCAUCAAAAAACCCACACAGGGGAGAAGCCGUAUCAAUGCACGGAAUGUGGAAAGUGUUUCAGUCGAAGGGACAUUCUGCUCUCCCAUCAAAGAACCCACACAGGGCAGAAGCCGUAUCAAUGCAUGGAAUGUGGAAAGAGCUUCGGUCACAGUAACACUCUGCAUUCCCAUCAAAGAACCCACACAGGGGAGAAGCCGUAUCAUUGCAUGGAAUGUGGAAAGAGCUUCGGUCAGAGUGACACUCUGCGUUCCCAUCAAAGAACCCACACAGGGGAGAAGCCGUAUCAUUGCAUGGAAUGUGGAAAGAGCUUCAUUCAGAGCGGAGUGCUGCAUUCCCACCAAAGGGUCCACACUGGAGAGAAGCCACAUAAGUGCAUGGAAUGUGGAAAGAGCUUCAGCCAGAGUGAAAAUCUGCGUUCACACCUAAGGACCCACACAGGGGAGAAGCCAUAUCAAUGCAUCGAAUGUGGAAAGAGCUUCAGUCAUAGUGGAGGUCUGUAUUACCAUCAAAGGACCCACACAGGGGAGAAGCCGUAUCAAUGCAUGGAAUGUGGAAAGAGUUUCAGUAACAGUGGAGCUCUGCAUUCUCAUCAAAGGAGCCACACAGGGGAGAAGCCGUAUCAAUGCACGGAAUGUGGAAAGAGCUUCAGUCGAAGGGACAAUCUGUGCUUCCAUCAAAGAACCCACACAGGGGAGAAGCCAUAUCAAUGCAUGCAAUGUGAAAAGAGCUUCAGCCAAAGUGGAAAGCUGAGUUCCCAUCUGAGGAUCCACACAGGGGAGAAGCCAUAUACAUGCAUAGAAUGUGGAAAGAGCUUCAGCCAAAGUGGAGCUCUGCGUUCCCAUCAAAGGAUGCACACAGGGGAGAAGCUGUAUCAAUGCAUGGAAUGUGGAAAGAGCUUCAAUCAGAGGGGAAAUCUGCGUUCCCACCAAAGGACCCACACAGGGGAGAAGCCGUAUCAAUGCAUCGAAUGUGGAAAGAGCUUCAGGCACAGUGGAGGUCUGCGUUCCCAUCAAAGGACCCACACAGGGGAGAAGCCUUAUCAAUGCAUCGAAUGUGGAAAGAGCUUCAGGCACAGUGCAGGUCUGCGUUGCCAUCAAAGGACCCACACUGGGGAAAAGCCGUAUCAAUGCAUCGAAUGUGGAAAGAGCUUCAGUCAGAGUGGAAAACUGCGUUCCCAUCAAAGGACCCACACAGGGGAGAAGCCAUAUACAUGCAUGGAAUGUGGAGAGAACUUCAGUCGGGUUGGAAAUUUGCGUUCCCAUCAAAGAACCCACACAGGGGAGAAGCCGUAUCAAUGCACGGAAUGUGGAAAGAGUUUCAGUCGAAAGGACUUUCUGUGCUUGCAUCAAAGGCUCCACACAGGGGAGAAGCCAUAUCAAUGCAUAGACUGUGGAAAGAGCUUCAGGCAAAGUGGAGGUCUGCGUUCCCACCAAAGGCUCCACACAGGGGAGAAACCGUAUCAAUGCAUCGAAUGUGGAAAGAGCUUCAGGCACAGUGGAGGUCUGCGUUGCCAUCAAAGGACCCACACAGGGGAGAAGCCGUAUAAGUGUAUGGACUGUGGAAAAUGUUUCAUGUGGAGAAGUUCUCUUACUAAACAUCAACAAACUCACACAGGAGAGAAGCCAUACACAUGCAUGGAAUGUGGAAAGAGCUUCACUUGGAGUGGACACCUUCGUUCCCAUCAAAGGACCCACACAGGGGAGAAGCCGUAUCAAUGCACGGAAUGUGGAAAGAGCUUCAGUCGUAUUGGAAAUCUGCGUUCCCAUCAAAGGACCCACACAGGGGAGAAGCCGUAUCAAUGCAUCGAAUGUGGAAAGAGCUUCAGUCGAAGGGACAAUCUGCGCUCCCAUCAAAUAACCCACACAGGGGAGAAGACGUAUCAAUGCAUGGAAUGUGGAAAGAGCUUCAGUCGAAGGGACAGUCUGCGUUCCCACCAAAGGACCCACACAGGGGAGAAGCCGUAUCAAUGCAUGGAAUGUGGAAAGAGCUUCAUUCAGAGCGGAGUGCUGCAUUCCCACCAAAGGAUCCACACCGGAGAGAAGCCACAUAAAUGCAUUGAAUGUGGAAAGAGCUUCCGCCGGAGUGAAUAUCUGCGUUCCCAUCAAAGGACCCACACAGGGGAGAAGCCGUAUCAAUGCACAGAAUGUGGAAAGAGCUUCAGUCAUAGUGGACAUCUGCGUUCACAUCAAAGGACCCACACAGGGGAGAAGCCGUAUCAAUGCAUGGAAUGUGGAAAGAGCUUCGGUAAAAGUGGACAUCUGCGUUCCCAUCAAAGGACCCACACAGGGGAGAAGCCGUAUCAAUGCAUCGAAUGUGGAAAGAGCUUCAGUCGAAGGGACAAUCUGUGCUUCCAUCAAAGAACCCACACAGGGGAGAAGCCGUAUCAAUGCAUGGAAUGUGGAAAGAGCUUCAGCCAAAGUGGAAUGCUGAGUUCCCAUCUGAGGAUCCACACAGGGGAGAAGCCAUAUACAUGCAUAGAAUGUGGAAAGAGCUUCAGCCAAAGUGGAACUCUGCGUUCCCAUCAAAGGAUGCACACAGGGGAGAAGCUGUAUCAAUGCAUGGAAUGUGGAAAGAGCUUCAAUCAGAGGGGAAAUCUGCGUUCCCAUCAAAGGACCCACACAGGGGAGAAGCCGUAUCAAUGCAUCGAAUGUGGAAAGAGCUUCAGUCAGGGGGAAGCUCUGCGUUCCCAUCAAAGGACCCACACAGGGGAGAAGCCGUAUCAUUGCAUAGAAUGUGGAAAGAGCUUCAGCCAGAGAGAAGCUCUGCGUUCACACCUAAGGACCCACACAGGGGAGAAGCCGUAUCAAUGCAUGGAAUGUGGAAAGAGCUUCAGCCAAAGUGGAAUGCUUAGUUCCCAUCUGAGGAUCCACACAGGGGAGAAGCCGUAUCAAUGCAUGGAAUGUGGAAAGAGCUUCAGCCGGAGUGAAUAUCUGCGUUCCCAUCAAAGGCUCCACACAGGGGAGAAGCCGUAUCAAUGCACGGAAUGUGGAAAGAGUUUCAGUCGAAGGGACAGUCUGUGCUUCCAUCAAAGGCUCCACACAGGGGAGAAGCCGUAUCAAUGCAUAGACUGUGGAAAGAGCUUCAGUGAUGGUGGAGGUCUGCGUUCCCACCAAAGGACCCACACAGGGGAGAAGCCGUAUCAAUGCAUCGAAUGUGGAAAGAGCUUCAGGCACAGUGCAGGUCUGCGUUGCCAUCAAAGGACCCACACAGGGGAAAAGCCGUAUCAAUGCACGGAAUGUGGAAAGAGCUUUAUUAGGAGUGGAGAUCUGCGUUGCCAUCAAAGGACCCACACAGGGGAGAAGCCGUAUCAAUGCACGGAAUGUGGAAAGAGCUUUAUUAGGAGUGGAGAUCUGCGUUUUCAUCAAAAGAUCCACACAGGGGAGAAGCCGUAUCAAUGCACGGAAUGUGGAAAGAGCUUUAUUAGGAGUGGAGAUCUGCGUUUUCAUCAAAAGAUCCACACAGGGGAGAAGCCGUAUCAAUGCACGGAAUGUGGAAAGAGCUUUAUUAGGAGUGGAGAUCUGCGUUGCCAUCAAAGGACCCACACAGGGGAGAAGCCGUAUCAAUGCGUUGAAUGUGGAAAGAGUUUCAGCCACAGUGGAGGUCUGCGUGGCCAUCAAAGGACCCACACAGGGGAGAAGCCAUAUCAGUGCAUGGAAUGUGGAAAGAGCUUCAUUCAGAGUGGAAAACUGCGUUCCCAUCAAAGGAUCCACACACGGUUAGAGGAAGAGACCUUCCUUUCAAUUCCCUGUUCUACUUAAAAAAUCCGCCAGACAAGGGUCCCAUCCCUCCAUAGGCAGGCAAAAAAUGAGAGAAUAAAAGCACAGAGGAAGGCCGCCACCUUGUUCUCUAUGUGUCGUGGACAACCGUCUGUGUGGAUUGACUUGAUCGCCCACAGAGGAGGUCUCUUCUCUUUAUUGCAGCCAUUUUUGAAGGGGUUAACCUGACCUCUUCCCCCUCAAGGAAAGCAUCCCAGACUUCUCAGAUGAUCUGUGAACGCUUGCUGAAGUGAGAGCAGCUGAAAUCUUAUGGUAAAGACCAGCUCUUUGGGAGCAGCUAACAGCAUUCCUUUGUACUGUUGUCCUGGACCUUGGCUCUGAUCCCUCGGUUUCAGAUUCUGGACUCUGGUCCUGUUCCUGUCACCCUGCUCUGUGUUUGUUGGAAAUAGGCAACCUUCUCAAGCCUCCUCUGUUUAAUGAUUUGUCUGUAUAUAAUGUGUUGUUUUAUUACUGAAGUGUAUGUGUGUCCUUGGGUGUGCAGUUUUUCCUAACACUAUGUUCUUGAGGAUGUGGGAGAUGCUGCAGACCAUGUGACCAGAUCAGGGACUGUUUAGAACACAGUUAAGGGAUGUCAGUUGAGGGAUGACCAUUGAAGAUGACAGUUGGAAGUAGACGGUUAUGAAAGAGAGUUGUACAGAGAUGUAUAGUGUUGAUGAGACUUAGAAAGACUGAAAUUUAAAGACGCAAACCAAAAUAAGCAGCUUUUUGCAGUUUGUGGAUCCAACUUUGGUGGUGUCCUUCCUCGCCCGCCCGCCUCUCCACUGGAAGGGGCUCCUGCUUUUCGACAGAUUACACAGAGAAGCCAUUGAAAUUCUCGAACAUGUGGACAACUUCAACAGAAAGGAGGAAACCAUGAAAAUGAACAAAAUCUGGCUACCAGUAUUAAAAAAACCUCAAAAAUCAGAACAGUAAAUAAGAAGCAACACUCUGAGACAUGGGAACUAGAGGCAGCUAACAAAGGAUGCCCCCAGGCAGAAAGUAGCCAGUAGAUGAAGCCAUUCAAUGCAAAUUAGGGUGAUUAACUCCUCACCCUGGACUUCCCACAGAUAUAUAUAAACCUGCCUUGCUUAGUUUCUCCAGACCUCACAACCUCUGAGGAUGCCUGCCAUAGAUGUGGGCGAAACGUCAGGAGAGAAUACUUCUGGAACAUGGCCACACAGCCCGAAAGACAUACAACAACCCUGUGAUCCCGGCCAUGAAAGCCUUCGACAACACACUGAAAUCAGUUGUCUCCACUUUAGAAUCAGUUGUAUAAAACCGUCUCGGGUCAGCCACACGGAAUCCGGUCAGCAGGGUGAAGUGUCCUAUUCCUGCCUCAUUGCCCUGUCCCAAAGGCUUGGCCCCACAGCCAUCUUUCUGUGAGUCUCUUGGGGAGCCACAGAAAGACUGAACCAUCCAAUGUAUGCGAACUGCUGGGACCAUCGGUAGGACUCACUUUCCAGCCUUUAGAGACGCUGCCUGUUUGCAGGUGUGUUCCUGAAUUGCAAAGGACCCAGCGGACAAACGAUGCACCUGGGACACAGGUGGGGAAGAAGCCUCACGUCUUAAGGAGGAGGACUGGUCAAGGGGGGGGGCAGGGGAGGGACCGAGGUGGGCUGAACGUGGAAUACAACGGUUUCUGUGAGGGGAAGGGGAGAGAUCGCAGGAGAUACAGAGUACUCAAGGGUCAUGUGGAAGUGGUACAAGAGGAACCUAGAAGAACAGAGCGAGGCUCAGAUGGCCGGCAAGACUGGCCAUUACAACAUCAACAUGGGAUUUUACAACCUAAUAAGCUGGCUCUUGAAGCCUCGGACUCCCUUUCAAAUAGGGGCAGGUGGGCUUCAAUGAGAGCUGUCAAGAUGUCCCUGGGACAGAUCCUAAGGCCUACGGAUGUCAAAAUUGGUUCCAUCAAGCGGCUCCGCAGAGACUAUUAUAAUCACAUCUCCCACCUGCCAAUUACAUUCGAUGACGCAACUAUAUCGAAGGGGGUGUUUGCAUGUAAGCCAUUGCUGAAUUAUGGGGAGACCGUAUAGGGAGCGUUGUCCGGCCUCAGUUGCCCGGCCACUCGUUGCUGGACUUCAAAAGAAAGGGAUAUUGAAUUGCCCCCAGAGCGCCCCAGAGUCGUCCCCACACACUCGAGUGAAGGGUCCGGGUCCCUCGCUAGCCCCCCAAGUUCCGGGCAAGGAGAGCGCCAGCCCUUGCCCUUAGAACGAGGGCCCCGACAAGGACUCUGUUGUGACUCGGCAGCAGCAGCAGAGCCAGAGUGAAGAUGAGGAAGGGGAUUUUGGGUUUCAGAUGCAGGAGCCAGAUGAUGGGAUGCAAGAUGAAAUCCAGGAUGGUGUCAUGGGGAUGGGAAAUCAUGGAGUUCUACAGGCUGGUUCAGAAGCGCAGCCUGUGGAUGAAUUCCUGAACCAGCCUGUCCUAGAUAAAAACCAGGGACACCUUCCCAAGGGAAAUAAUGAGCUGGCUUUGUCUCAGGCCCCUGUUCAGGCGCAAGAUAAAGAACCGUCUGACCGUGACUGCCAAGAAGCUCCAUUGCUAUCUCGGGCUUUCUCAAUGGAAAGGAAUGCCUCGGCGUAGCCUGAGAUUAGCUGGAAAACGGGAGGCCACUGAGGGAAAGAGAAAUGCGUUCUUGGGUUGCUUUUAUAUCUGUGUGUUGGGAGACAAAUCUCAGUCAGAGCAAAUUCUCUCUUCAUCUGAGUGGAUGGUCUAUGUCUUCAUGCUUUGGAAAUUCUCCUGUUUAUGAAUCCUUGUAACCUGUGGACUAUUGUAUCUUUGGGAAUAGACUCUUGCUUUUGCCUAUGGACCAUUGGAUUUAUUGACUCUAUUUCACAACUACUCUGGGAACUAUAUUUUAAUCAUCAUCAUCAUCUAUAUAUAUAAAAGAGUGAUGGCAUCAGGGCAGCGGACAAAACAACAAAACUACAGGCCCCCCAACCUCGAAAUUUGACAACACAUCAUCCACGGCUCUAGGUUGAUACAACAAAAAGAAAGGAAAAAUAAAGUCCUAAUUAGAGGGAGAGGAAUAAUUGUUUUUAUCCAAUUGCUGCCAGUUAGAAGGUAAGCUCCGCCCACUUGGUCUCCUAGCAACCUACUCAGCCCCGGGAACAGGCAGAGUUAGGCUUCACUUAGGCCUCUUUCACAGAUUAUCUAAUUUGCACUGGAUUAUAUGGCAGUGUAGACUCAAGGCCCUUCCACACAGCUAUAUUACCCAUUUAUACUCUUAUAUUAUCUAUAUAUAGAGUCUCACUUAUCCAACAUAAACAGGCCGGCAGAAUGUUGGAUAAGUGAAUAUGUUGGAUAAUAAGAAGGGAUUCAGGAAAAGCCGAUUAAACAUUAAAUUAGAUCAUCAUUAUACAAAUUAAGCACCAAAACAUCAUAUUAUACAACAAAUUUGACAGAAAAAGUAGUUCCAUGCGCAGUAAUGCUAUGUAGUAAUUACUGUAUUUACAAAUUUACCACCAAAAUAUCACAAUGAAUUUAAAGCACUGACUACAAAAACAUUGACUACUAAAAGGCAGACUACGUUUGAUAAUCCAGAACAUUGGAUAAGCGAAUGUUGGAUUAGUGAGGUUCUACUGUAAUAUGAAAUAAUUACUGUGAUAGAAUAAUACAGAACAAUAUAAUCUCUAAAACCAGGACAGUAAAUAAAGAGCAACACUCUGAAAGCAGGGGAAUUGGGAAUUCCACAAAGGAAACAAUCAGGGCCAGCUAACAUCUCCCAAGAAAGGAUUCUUCCAGAAAGGAAGCUGAGAAGGGAGUGAACCAGCGUCUAUUACUAAACUCAUUAUUAUUACUAUUACUAUUACUAUUAUUAUUAUUAUUAUUAUUAUUAUUAUUAUUAUGUUGCUGUGAACCGUGUAAUGAAUACAAUCUGGGUCCAAGUAUUCAAAAACACUAAAAUCAGAAUAUAUAAAAAUUACUGUUGUAUAAUAAAACAGAACAAUACAAUCUCUAAAAUCAGAACACUAAAUAAAGAACACCACUCUGAAAACAAGGGAAUUCCAGACAGGAAACAAUCGGGGCCAGCUAACACCUCCCAACAAAAAAUUCACUCAGGGAGGAAACAGCCAGGUUUUAAAGCUGCAAGGCCAUUACGUGCUAAUCAUUUCUCCUAAUUGCAGCAUUCAUACUUGCCUCCAACAGACAAAAAAACCCAAUCAGAAAUAUUGUAUAUUCACAACCUUUAGAUAAUAAUAUCCCCUGGUGGCGCAGCGUGUUAAAGCGCUGAGCUGCUGAACUUCUGGACCGAAAGGCCGCAGGUUUGAAUUGGGGGAAGUGGAGAGAGCCCCCACUGUUAGCCCCAGCUUCUGCCAAACCAGAAGUUCAAAAACAUGCAAAUGUGAGUACAUCAAUAGGUACUGCUCCGGCGGGAAAGUAACCAGACUUCGCCACAGCAACGCAUGGCCGGGCACAGCUAAUAAUAAUAAUAAUAAUACGUUUAUUUAUAUCCCGCUAGAUUUAUAUUCAGCUUUGAUUUUAUAUAUAUACUGCUUUUGCUCAAUAACACUACAAAAGACUAUCUUGUGUGUGUGGCUUGGUGUCAACAGCAAAGUGAACUCUUCUGAGGUGCGACAGGUUCCAUCCGUCUCCUUUGCCUUGUGUUUACAAGACCCCCCCCCCCCCGGUGAGCCCCCUCCCUAGAACACUGAUGGCCAACCUAUGACACGCGUGUCAGCACUGACAUGCCUAGCCAUUUUUGCUGCAUGCAGAUUGAUUGGAUGACUAUGUCUUUUGUGGCCAAAUUUGGUGUGAUUUGGUCCAGUGGUUUUGUUGUUUACUCCAUGGGAAGUAUGCACAUUACAUACAUACAUACAUAUAUAUUUAUAUAUACUAGCUGUGCCCGGCCACGCGUUGCUGUGGCAAAGUGGUGGUGGUAUCGGUUAAAACUUGUUGGGGAAUUUUUAUUUGACGUUAUUUGUAUUUUUUUAAAUUAAUUUUAUUGUCACUUAUCUUUUUUAUGUAUUAUAUUUUAUUAUUUUGUUGUAUUAUUUUUAGUCAUUUUGUUAUAGUAUUUUAUUGUAUUAAUUAUUUUAGUGUUUUUUAUAAUUUUUUAUUGUAUUAUUUGUAUUUAUUUUUUUAUCAUUAUUUUAUUAACACUGGGCUGAGUGGGUUGCUAGGAGACCAAGUGGCUUAGCCUUGUAACUGGCAGCAAUUGGAUAAAAACUAUUAUUCCUCUCCCUCUAAUUAGGAAUUUAUUUUUCUUUUCUUUUUGUUGUAUCAACCUAGAGGCAUGGAUGAGGGGUUGUGAUGUCAAUUUUCGAGGUUGUGGGGUGUUUACUUUUGUUGUUUUGUCCGCUGCCGUGAUGCCAUCACUCUUUUAUAUAUAUAGAUUGUAGUAUAUUAUCAUAUUACUAUAUUAUUAUUAUAUUAUUCAUUAUUCAUGACUACAUUGAAACUAGAAUAGAGAGAAAGCAGCAUGGAAACUGCAAGAGGUACCAUAGAUUGUUGUACAUGGAAAUAAUGGUAGUAAAUAGUUUUAGAUUUAUUGAAUACAGUUAAAUAUUACAAUUAUACAUUUUUAUUAUUUAAAAUAUACAUAUUGCGAAAUUAUGGGUUUUUUCUCGAAGUGACACACCACUCAAGUCAUGCUAGGUUUUUUGGUGAAUUUUGACACCCCAAGCGCAAAAGGUUGCCCAUCAUUGCCCUCGAAUACCCUCCGGUCCCUCGGCAUCUGAGAGCUGACCCUCCCCCUCAAGCCCAUCGCCCUCCACCCCUCCAACAGGUCACCAUCCGGGGGGGGGAGGGGAGUUCCGGGACCUGGGGACCCCCAUUGAGGUCAUGCUGGGGAGAGGGAGACGUGGUCAAGCGUGCCGUUCCAGGGAGAAGCGCAACGUAGUGCUUCCACAACACCGUCACGGUCAUCCCACCCCUGUUGUGACUCAGGUUGAACCUCAGAUUGACUCGGAUGAGGAAAGAGGGACUCAGGUUCAAAAUCUCCCCGAAAGGCCUGUAGAUUUGGAGGAUGAGGAGCAGAGGGUGCAGGUUCAGUUUCCACAGGGAGGGUUGGAGUGGAUGACCCAGAAGCCCCUGAAGCCGGCCAGGUGACCACGGACAUGGGAGCGGAGGAAGGGAGGUGGAAGGUUCCAGCUUCCUAAUGAGUCUCAGCGAAAUAAUGAGCAAGCUGGCCUUGAUGGGAUGGGCUCCUUAGAUAGGGCUGAGCGUUUGGAAUUGAGGGUUCGGCGUAGUGUGAGGAUUGCAAACAGAAGGGAGGUGAGGGGGCAGAGAAAUGCCUUCGUGUUUUGCAAAGAGUGCUAAAAGGGGUGCGUUCGGGGAAAACCCCUUGUCAAAGCAACUUUCUCGUGACCGCAGAAGCAAGCUCCAGUUUCCCUGCUGUGCUUUGGAUUAUUAUUGCAGCCCAUGUGUCCAUGUUCCUUGGAAUUGCCAUGCUCUCUUUGGAUGUUGUUUAUUCCUUGUGAAUUCCUGACUUACAUCCUAAGACUAUAUUUGUAACUGACUUUUGGUGCUUUACUUUUGCUUUUUGAAGAACUUUUUAUUAUCUAUCCUUAAUAAACUCAAAAGACUCAAA
Molecule: messenger RNA, 10855 nt
Organism: Anolis carolinensis (green anole)
Lineage: Eukaryota; Metazoa; Chordata; Lepidosauria; Squamata; Anolidae
Product: zinc finger protein 850-like
Exons: 3
Coding region: 133-4329 (1398 amino acids)
Biological process (GO): regulation of transcription by RNA polymerase II
Molecular function (GO): RNA polymerase II cis-regulatory region sequence-specific DNA binding; DNA-binding transcription factor activity, RNA polymerase II-specific
Source: RefSeq, a predicted model, not a curated record